UUCCACUCUAUCAUUUAUUCAUACAGAACAUCAUUUCAACAUACUUUUUUUAUUUUUUUUUGUUGUUAACAAAUGGCAAACGCAAUUGAGAAACCAAGGAGCAAGGAAGAGUGGAUCAAGUCUGAGGAUGGCCAUGAUAUCUUCACAAAAACUUGGUACGCUGUUGGUAACCCUGUUGCUUCAGUCGUCUUUGUUCAUGGCCUUGGAGAACAUAUUGUUCGCUACGAUCAUAUUUUUGAAGAGUUUAAUAAGGCUGGAUUCCAAGUAUCGGCCUUUGAUCAACGCGGAUUUGGUCAAACAGGGAAAAAGUCAAAGACGUUAGGACGAUCAGGAGGAUACGUAAAGGCUAUUCCUGAUAUCACAGCCGCAUUGAAACGUGGGGAAAUCCAGGGUGUACCAUUGUUCCUCAUGGGUCAUUCCUAUGGAGGAAGCCUGGUUCUCAAUUAUGACUGCAUUGGUCCUUUGCGUACCAAAUUAGCUGGUGUCAUUGCCUCCGCACCUCUUGUUCUUGCAGCUGCAUCUACUCGACCCAGCAAUCUAGCCGUGUCGUUUGUAGGGGCUGUUUCCAGGAUUGCACCAUCAUUGCGAUUCCCUUUUAACCUGCCCUCAGCCUUUAUUUCACGCGAUCUUAAGGAGGUCUCCAAGUAUAAUGACGACCCUUUGGUGCAUGGGUACGGCACCACUCUAGGCUUUUAUGACAUGUUGACCAACGCAAAGUUGUUGCUCACUGAGCGAUACAAGAGUAUCACCCCAGAUGUCCCUCUGCUGAUCUGUCACGGUUCUGCAGAUGGGUUAACAGACCAGAGCGCAAGUAAGGCUUUCUUUGACAAGAUCCAGGUCAAGGACAAGGAGUAUAAGAUCUAUCCAGAUCAUUAUCAUGAGCUCCAUAACGAGCCAGAGGACGAUCGCAAGAUCGUCAUCGAUUAUUAUAUCCAGUGGAUCCGUGCGCAUUUGCCAAAAUAAUUCUUCCAGAAUCCAAAAACUACCUUCAUUAGAAACUCCAAAUCAAAAUCCAAUCCACUGUUUUUUAAAUUCUUUAAGACGAACACAUUUUUUAAUUCUUUAAGAC
Messenger RNA from Lobosporangium transversale, 1069 nucleotides. Its product is annotated as Alpha/Beta hydrolase protein. Gene Ontology annotation, molecular function: lipase activity. Lineage: Eukaryota; Fungi; Mortierellomycota; Mortierellomycetes; Mortierellales; Mortierellaceae. Gene Ontology annotation, cellular component: membrane. The record is from RefSeq and is a predicted model, not a curated record. The transcript is spliced from 4 exons. Bases 73 to 963 code for a protein of 296 amino acids.